This is a messenger RNA of Lodderomyces beijingensis, 1473 nucleotides long. The record is from the annotation of a GenBank genome assembly. Lineage: Eukaryota; Fungi; Ascomycota; Pichiomycetes; Serinales; Debaryomycetaceae.
AUGGCACCAGCUCCCAUCCCGAAUGACGCCAUGAAAGAGUUUAAGCUCGAGGAUACCCCUGCCAUCACCAAUAGCGAGGUCAACGCCUCGUCUUCGAAACCAUCAGAAUCAGACAUGUUAUUCUACUACAAACAUCUCUUGCCAUUCAAGCACAUUUUCCACUGGCUAUCCCACUCGCCGAAACCAACUAGAGACUUUACCAUGCGUGAGUUUGCAUACGAGUAUCGCUCUGGAGCGUACCAACGGUACAAUGCUUACUCCACCAGCGAAGACUUUAAAAAGCUGGUGUGUGCUGCUAACCCAACACGGUUCGAGAUUGGGGCCGUCUACAAGGUGAGCCCCAAAGAGCGUAAAAACUUGCCCAAAUCCGCAAUGAAGCCUUUGGAGAAAGAACUAGUGUUUGAUAUCGAUUUAACUGACUACGACGGCAUCAGAACUUGUUGCUCCGGCACCAAGAUUUGUGAAAAAUGUUGGAAGUUUAUUCAAGUUGGAGCGCGAGUCAUUGAAGCUGCCUUGCGCGAAGAUUUCGGGUUUGAGCACUUGGUUUGGGUGUUUAGUGGACGUCGUGGUGCACAUUGCUGGGUUAGCGACGCCAGGGCUAGAAAGUUGGAUGAAGUGGGCAGGCGUGCCGUUGUUGAAUACUUGGAUAUCCUAGGUGCCAAGAGUCCCAAAACACAAACUGGAGUGCAUAUCAAGCGGCCCUUGCACCCGCACGUCGAGCGGAGUUUUGAGGUUUUGAAGCUGGUGUUCUAUGACAUUGUCUUGAUUGAUCAGGAUCCUUGGUUGACUCAUUCGGGGACGGAUGAAGAAGGAUGGAAAAAGAUUGACGAAGCGUUCUUGGGGUUUUUCCAGCAAAAGGAACUACGUGAUGCGCUUUGGAAGAAAUGGACCAAAGAAAGCAGCAAAAUAAGCCAUUCAAGGGACAAAUGGGAAGAUAUCAAUCUUGUCGCUUCCCAGAUAUUCAAACUGCAGCAGCAAAUUGCCGUGUUGAAUGAAGCCAAGAAGGAUAUCAUUAUCUAUUACUUGUACCCGAGGCUAGAUGUUGAAGUGUCGAGACAAAUGAUCCAUUUGUUGAAAUCUCCAUUUUGUAUUCACCCGGGCACGGGCAAUGUUUGUGUUCCCUUUGACCCCACAAGAAGCUUAGUGGAGGAUGAUCACGACGACAACGACGACGAUGGUGUAGGCGGAGGUUAUGGGUUUAAUCCCAUGACUGCGCCGAAUUUGAAGCAGUUGCAGUUGGAAUUGGAAGAGAAGUCUGAAGCUGAAACUAGAGGUGAGGAAAGUGGAGGAGUAGGCGAAGGUGAUCGGGUUGUUCCUGCUUGGGAACGAACGAGCUUGAAGCCGUAUGUUGAUUUUUUCAGGAAGUAUGUCCAACGGUUGUUGGUGGAGGAGAGGAAGGGCAAGAGAGGAUUAGGCGAGGACAUUGAAGGUGGUGGUGGUGGUAAGGAAGAUGCAAAUGUAUUUGAUUUCUAA